GAUGAAAGUUUUGAUUCCAUGUUGGGACAAAUGAUAAUUAAAAUCAAUGGCAAGAGAUAUCUCGCCACUAAAACUCAGAUGAGAGAUCCCACAGAAUGAGGCAACAAGAGAGUGGGAGGCGAGUGGCAUGCUACUUGGCGUUGACUUUCCAACAAUAGAGGGGAGGGCGAGCACGUCUUUUCAUAAUGCAGAGUUGCAGACAGAGAGUAGUAAAUUCUUCGACGAGUUUGUUUUGUUUGUCAACAAUGGCUUUCUCCUCUGCACCUCGUGUAUUGAAGUAUGACGUAUUUCUCGGCUUCAGAGGGGAAGACACAAGAAAAACCUUUGUUAGCCAUUUAUACGCAGCCCUUGAUCGCAAACGAAUCGUUACCUUCAAAGAUGACCAAAGGCUUGAGAUAGGCGAUCAUAUUUCCGACAAACUCCGCAGAGCCAUAGAAGUUUCGAGGUUUGCUGUGGUAGUUCUCUCAGAGAACUACGCUACUUCAAGGUGGUGCUUGAUGGAACUCCAACUGAUAAUGGAGCGUAUGAGUCAUGGGAAAAUUGAUGUCUUCCCGGUCUUCUACAGAGUAGAUCCCUCUGCCGUGAGACACCAGCGAGGAAACUUCGCUUUAGAUAGCCACCGAAGUCGAGAAACGGCAGAUACCAUUCUUCGAUGGGGAGAAGCUCUUAACCUAAUCGCCAGUCUUACCGGCGUUGAUUCCGAAACCUGCAUUGAUGAGGCUAUAAUGGUUGAAGGGAUCGCCAGAAAUAUUGCAAGACGUGUGACAUCGAUGCAUAAAAUAGAUUCCAAGAAUAUUUUUGGGAUGAAAGCUCAACUGGAAGGUCUGAGUCCUCUCUUGGAUCUGGAAUCCGAUGAGGUUCGUGUGAUAGGAAUCUGGGGGAUGGGAGGCAUUGGGAAAACUUCCAUUGCCAAGUGUCUCUAUGACCAGCUCUCACCUAAAUUUACAGCUCGCUGUUUCAUAGAGAACAUUAAGAGUAUUCGUCAAGACCAUGACCAAGAUCUAAUGCAUUUACAAAAACUAGUGCUCUGCAGUAUUCUUCAGGAUGAUAUUGGCGUGAGGAGUGUGGAAGCUGGAUACCGUCAGAUAAAAGCCACACUUGGGCACCGAACGGUGUUGCUUGUACUUGAUGGUGUUGAUAAAGUGGAGCAGGUGCAUGCCCUAGCAAAAGACACAAAAUGGUUUGGUCCUGGGAGCCGAAUCAUCAUAACCACCCGAGACAUGGGCUUGCUCAAUACUUGUGAAGUGAAAACAGUUUACAAGGCCAUGUGCUUGGAUGCUAAGGAUUCCCUCCAGAUGUUUAACCAUAUUGCUUUUGGAGAAGGACUUCCGCCUCCUGAUGGUUUUGAACAACUUUCAGUCAGAGCUUCUCGGCUUGCACACGGGCUUCCUUCUGCACUUCAAACCUACGCUUUAUUUCUCCGUGGAAGGAACGCAACUCCUGAGCAGUGGGAAAAAGCAUUAAGUGAACUCGAAAGCAGCCUUAACGAGAACAUAAUGGAGAUCUUGAAAAUUAGCUACGAGGACUUACCAAAAGCACAUCAGAAUGUAUUGCUUCAUGUUGCAUGUCUCUUCAAUGGAGACACUAUCCAGCGUAUCACUUCUCUUCUUGAUGGUUCCAGACCUGAGAGAAGCUGAUAAGAAU
Messenger RNA from Camelina sativa (false flax), 1644 nucleotides. Its product is annotated as TMV resistance protein N-like. The record is from RefSeq and is a predicted model, not a curated record. Gene Ontology annotation, molecular function: ADP binding. Lineage: Eukaryota; Viridiplantae; Streptophyta; Magnoliopsida; Brassicales; Brassicaceae. Gene Ontology annotation, biological process: signal transduction; defense response.